GUGGUGUGUUACGGGGCGGGGCGAGCGUCUUGCGGAGUUACCGGCCUGUUGUCCAGGCUCCGCAGACCCUGCUGCCUGUUUUGCACCCCCCCGGCCCGGCCCAGCCCAGCUUCAUGUACCGCGCGCUGUACGCGUUCCGCUCGGCGGAGCCCAACGCCCUGGCAUUCGCUGCGGGCGAGACCUUCCUGGUGCUGGAGCGCAGCAGUGCGCACUGGUGGCUGGCGGCGCGAGCGCGCAGUGGAGAGACCGGCUACGUGCCUCCCGCCUACCUGUGCCGCCUGCAGGGCCUGGAACAGGAUGUCCUCCAGGCCAUUGACCGAGCCAUCGAGGCCGUGCACAAUACAGCUAUGCGGGAUGGUGGCAAGUACAGCCUGGAACAACGUGGAGUCCUCCAGAAGCUAAUCCACCACCGAAAAGAGACCCUGUCUCACAGAGGUCCCUCAUGUGCUGCAGCUAUGACCUCAUCCACCAGUGACCACCAUCUGGAUUCUGCUUCUGCCAGGCAGCCCAAUGGGGUGUGUCGAUCUGGGUUUGAGCGGCAGCACAGCCUGCCCACUUCUGAGCAUCUUGGGGCAGAUGGAGGCCUCUACCAGAUCCCACUACAGCCUUGCCGGGCAGCACCUGCCACACCUCCUCCACCUGUGAAAUGCCGAGACCCAGAGGCCCUGGCCUUGGGGAGGGGCAGCCGCAACACCAUGUCCAGUGGCUCCUCAAUUAACAGUACCUCCCUGGACACGUUCUGUACCAACUCCAGUCCAUCUGAGCUGGGCUCCAGCUGUUCGCCCACACCCCCACCUGUGCCCCGCCGGGGCACCCACACCACCGUAUCCCAAGCCCAGCCCCCUCCCUUCAAGGCACCAGUCCCUGAACCCCCCACAGAGGAAGUGGCAGUUGGCACAGCCUCAGCCCCUGAUGACCUGGAGGCCUUGGAUGCACUGAGCCUGGGGACCACAGAGGAAAAGGCAGUGGUUGAGACAGCUGUGCCAAGGACCAUUGGGGCAGAGCUGAUGGAACUUGUGCGAAGAAACACCGGCCUGAGCCAUGAGUUAUGCCGUGUGGCUAUCGGAGUUGUGGUGGGUCACAUCCAGGCCUCUGUGCCAGCCAGCGCACCUAUCAUGGAACAGGUCCUCCUCUUACUGGUAGAGGGCAAGGACCUGAGCACAGCCCUGCCCUCAGGGCAGGUCUGCCAUGACCAGCAGAGGCUGGAGGUGAUUUUUGCAGACCUGGCUCGGCGGAAGGAUGAUGCCCAGCAGCGCAGUUGGGCCCUGUAUGAGGACGAGGACGUCAUCCGCUGCUACCUGGAGGAGCUACUGCAUAUCCUGACUGAUGCAGACCCUGAAGUUUGCAAGAAAAUGUGCAAGAGAAAUGAAUUUGAGUCUGUCCUGGCCUUGGUGGCCUAUUACCAAAUGGAGCACCGAGCAUCACUUCGGCUGCUGCUCCUCAAGUGCUUCGGUGCCAUGUGUAGCCUGGAUGCAGCCAUUAUUUCCAUACUCGUGUCAUCUGUGCUGCCAGUGGAGCUGGCCAGGGAUAUGCAGACGGACACACAGGACCACCAGAAACUCUGUUACUCUGCCCUCGUCCUGGCCAUGGUCUUCUCCAUGGGGGAGGCAGUGCCCUACGCACACUAUGAACACCUGGGCACACCCUUUGCUCAAUUCCUGCUGAGCAUUGUUGAGGAUGGGCUGCCCUUGGAUACCACAGAGCAGCUGCCAGACCUCUGCGUGAACCUGCUUCUGGCUCUCAACUUGCACCUGCCAGCCCCUGAUCAGAAUGUCAUCAUGGCUGCUCUGAGCAAAUAUACCAAUGUCAAGAUCUUCUCUGAGAAGCUGCUGUUGCUCCUGAACAGAGGGGAUGACCCUGUGCGCAUCUUCAAACACGAGCCACAGCCACCACACUCUAUCCUCAAGUUCCUGCAGGAUGUGUUUGGCAGCCCCACCACAGCUGCCAUCUUCUACCACACAGACAUGAUGGCGCUCAUUGACAUCACUGUGCGGCACAUCGCGGACCUGUCCCCUGGAGACAAGCUGCGCAUGGAGUACCUCUCCCUGAUGCAUGCUGUGGUUCGUUCCACACCCUAUCUACAGCACCGUCACCGGCUACCUGACCUACAAGCCACACUGCGACGCAUCCUCACUGAAGAAGAGGCCUCGUCCCAGUGCCAGAUGGACCACAUGAUUGUUCGAGAGAUGUGCAAAGAAUUCCCUGUGCUAGGGGAGGCCCCCAGCUAGCACCUUCCUUUCCUCCUUUCCCUGCAGCCCCAGUCAGGGUGCAGGGUACUGGGGGUCUUGGCUCUAAGAAGGUUUUGCACUGACAAUGAGGGGAUAGGGUGGAGGAAGGGACCUGAGCAGGGCCCCCACCUGAAAUGGAGCUUAUGAAAGGGGCCAAGUAUAGGAUUGGGGAUCAUGGUCUAGGAGCUCUACCGGGGCAGGGAGAAUAUGUAAGCUUAAGUCCCUGCAUCCCCCAUAGGCUGCCUCUUCAGCAUGCUCCCCCUUCAUCCCAUUACCUACAUGCACACUUGGAGUCCUGCUGCUGCUCCAGGUGGGACCACAGCCCCCAUAGCCACCUCACCUGGUUUGUGUCCUGGGCCUCAGCAAGCCAUGUCCUUGGGGUGAGGGAGGCAUCUCCCACCAGCUCCGUUUUUUGCCUUAGCUUUGCAGUGAGUGCUACUCAUGUGCUCACCCACCCUUACAGUGGUCGCUGACCUUCACUCCCACCCCCAGGGGCCUUGGCCAAGUUGCUGCUUUGACAGCAGAAUCUUGGAGACAGGCCAUCCAUCUUGGCGCCUCACAGAACAGGAUGGUGGCACUAAGAAAGCCAACGACAGAAUCUACUUUCUCUGUAAAAAUGUAGACUGAAAAGCCAUGUGUAUUUUCCUAUGUGCUUCAGCUUUCCUUUGGAAAUAAAUCAGAGGCAUCUGGAAA
Molecule: messenger RNA, 2921 nt
Organism: Nycticebus coucang (slow loris)
Lineage: Eukaryota; Metazoa; Chordata; Mammalia; Primates; Lorisidae
Gene: NCKIPSD
Product: NCK interacting protein with SH3 domain
Exons: 13
Coding region: 114-2228 (704 amino acids)
Biological process (GO): endocytosis
Molecular function (GO): Arp2/3 complex binding; protein binding
Source: RefSeq, a predicted model, not a curated record